AUGCGUUCCACGCGCCUCAAUACCAUUGACUUUUUCGGAGUGGGGUUCGAGGGAAAGUGGGUGGAUGAGGGCUCAGCCAGGGUGGGCGCCAAAAAAUGCGCCGAUUUCACCCGUCGAUUAAGAUGGUACUUUGGACGGGUACGCCGAGCAGAGGCCGAGAAGGCUUUGCAGCAGGCCGAGGGCGGAAGCGGCGUCUUUUUGGUGCGCGAGAGCGAGAGCCGACACAACGAAUUGUCGCUAUCCGUUCGCGAGGUCGACUCGGUGAAGCACUACCGCAUCCGCUCCCUCGACCAGGGCGGCGUGUUCAUCGCCCGCCGCCGCCCAUUCCCCACCCUCAACGAGCUGAUCAGCCACUACCAAUUGGACGCUGACGGUCUUUGUGUUGCCCUCACAACGCCUUGCCCCAAAACAGACCUACCGCAGACCUCAACGUUUACAUACGACGAUCAAUGGGAAGUUGAUCGGCGGACCGUGAAGUUGAUCAGACAAAUUGGGGCCGGUCAAUUUGGAGAGGUGUGGGAAGGACGGUGGAAUAACAAUGUGGCCGUGGCGGUGAAGCGACUGCGAUCCGGCGCCGCCGACCCGUCCGACUUUUUGGCCGAGGCGCAGAUUAUGAAGAAGCUCAAACAUCCUCGUCUACUGCAGUUGUACGCCGUCUGCACCAGGGAGCAGCCCAUAUUGAUUGUCACCGAGCUGAUGAGCGAGAACUUGCUCCACUAUUUACAGGGCCGAGGUCGUCCGAGCCCCGCCGAGGCACAGCUCCGCCAACAAAUUCGCCAGCUCGUCGAUAUGGCCGCACAGGUUGCAUCCGGGAUGGGCUACCUCGAGUCGAAGAACUUUAUCCACCGCGACCUGGCGGCCCGAAAUAUCCUCGUCUCGCACGCGAACGCCGUCAAGAUUGCCGAUUUCGGGCUGGCGAGGCUGUUGCUGAAGGAGGCCGAGUACGAAGCACACCCCGGCGCACGGUUCCCAAUUAAGUGGACAGCCCCCGAGGCCGCCAACUUCAACAAGUUCACCACCAAGUCGGACGUAUGGAGCUUCGGCAUUCUUCUCACCGAGAUGGUGACGUUUGGACGGAUACCGUACCCAGGGAUGACGAAUGCGGAAGUGUUGCAACAAGUCGAGCAGGGCUACCGCAUGCAGUGUCCGCCGAAUUGCCCGCCCCCGCUCUACGAUAUUAUGCUUCAGUGCUGGCGUGCCGAUCCGGAGAAGCGGCCGACGUUCGAGACGCUGGAAUGGCGACUGGAGGAGCUGUUCUCCGCCGAUGGCUCCGAAUAUAAAGAAGCGGCCCUUUCCUAU
Mesorhabditis spiculigera is the source of this 1299-nucleotide messenger RNA. NCBI's taxonomy places the organism in Eukaryota, Metazoa, Nematoda, Chromadorea, Rhabditida, Rhabditidae. The record is from the annotation of a GenBank genome assembly.